Molecule: messenger RNA, 1413 nt
Organism: Talaromyces proteolyticus
Lineage: Eukaryota; Fungi; Ascomycota; Eurotiomycetes; Eurotiales; Trichocomaceae
Product: putative RNA methyltransferase
Exons: 2
Coding region: 163-1275 (370 amino acids)
Biological process (GO): methylation
Cellular component (GO): mitochondrion
Molecular function (GO): nucleic acid binding; methyltransferase activity
Source: RefSeq, a predicted model, not a curated record
CGUUGAUUGCCGAUAUGUGACCAGGGCUUUUUCGGCCUUUCAAGCAGCAAACUUUCUUUUUACAUCCCUAAUCAACCUCCAAUGACAGCUCAGUAGCCUCUGAUCCUUGUCAACUCAGCUAUCGCGGUAGAAGACACAGUAUAUUGGAUUUCCCGAGCUGGGAUGCCAAGGCUACCCACAUCUCUAGUACUCCAGGCUUAUCGAGAAAACCCUCUACUACCAAUCCUUUUAAAGGAAUGCCGAACGCUCCAAUAUGCUCGGAACGAACUCCGAUGGCUUCGUGAAAGUGCCAUUGCAAGAUGCGGCCUCCAAAAGCGUCCCUUUACUUUAAAUCGGGGACAUGACAGCAGCAUAUGGCGGCGAAAGCUCAAACAGAUGUGUGCACAUCGAGGCAAGGGGAAACCGCUUCAAUACAUUCUAGGCAACCAACCCUUCGGCGAUUUAGAGAUCCUUUGCGAGAAGGGUGUUCUCAUACCACGGACAGAAACAGAACUGUAUACUUUCCAUACCAAAGAUUUGGUACUCAAAGGGUUGCGUGUAGGAGAAUUCGAACGCAAUUGCAUUCAUGUUCUAGAUAUAUGCAGCGGAAGUGGUUGUAUUUCGCUUUUGCUACACUCUCUUCUUGCUCCUCAUGUCGAACACUUGACAAUAAUUGGUGUUGAUAUCAGUCCACAAGCUAUAAACCUCGCUGUCAGAAAUAAGAAACAUAAUCUCAGCCGCGGUAUAUUGACUUCUCGGGCUGGGAGGGAUGUUAUAUUCGAGCAAUUUGAUAUCCUUGAUAACCAGAAAGGUCAUAUUCCUCCACUGGUGGAUAACCUAAAGAAUAUCCUUGCGACAAGACGGUCCGCAAAUACGGAUUCAGAUAGUUGCCGCUCUACCUGGGAUGUUCUUAUAUCCAAUCCUCCUUACAUCUCUCCAUCUAACAUGAUUGACGGCACAACAUCUCGCAGUGUGCGUAAGUAUGAACCAAUACAGGCACUGGUGCCGCCUCCAGGCAACCCCCUGGCAUGUGAAUGGUCAGGUCUUGGAGCCAUAUGCCAGGAGGACACAUUUUAUCCCCAUCUGUUAUUGUUGGCAUUAAAGUUGGAUGUGAAGCUCGUGGUCCUCGAGUGCGGUGAUGCGGCACAGGCCCAGCGAGUAGUAAAGAUGGCACGGGCUAUAUUUAUCAUCAGCGAGACAGCAGAAAGGAGGGUAUCAGUUGAUAUUUACAAUGAGAGUGAGAUGGCUAAUGACUACGAUGGCGGGGCUCGGGCGGUUGUAGUGAAAACAUUUUGAUUGAUCUGAGAGUGCUCAAUGAGAAGGAUCAGGCAAUAACUAAUAUUAUUGGUAUCAACUAUCGAGAAAACUAAGUAUGGAAAGAAAAUCUAGACUAAAUGAGGAUGUCGUGAGAACUUGGUUCAACGGCUAGACCAC